This is a messenger RNA of Helianthus annuus (common sunflower), 2135 nucleotides long. RefSeq names its product DEAD-box ATP-dependent RNA helicase 6. Gene Ontology annotation, cellular component: cytoplasmic stress granule; P-body. Gene Ontology annotation, molecular function: mRNA binding; ATP binding; RNA helicase activity. The transcript is spliced from 10 exons. Gene Ontology annotation, biological process: P-body assembly; cytoplasmic stress granule assembly. Bases 198 to 1700 code for a protein of 500 amino acids. The record is from RefSeq and is a predicted model, not a curated record. Lineage: Eukaryota; Viridiplantae; Streptophyta; Magnoliopsida; Asterales; Asteraceae.
AAGAGCGGAUGGAUCCGUGUGAUCUCAAAACCUAACCUAAAAGUGGCCGUAUUUUAUAUAUCUAUCGGAAACCAAACAAACAAAACAAACCAACCCCACUGCAAGCAAACACUCGAAACUCACUCACCACCACCACUACACUCAUCAUCAAACAAUCACUCAAUCGUCUUCUCCACUCACCGAUCGAUCAUCUUCCGAUGAACAACAGCAACUACAACAACAACAAUCGCCGCUAUCCUCCCGGUGGCACCGGCAACGGUCGCGGCGGUGGUAGUUUUCACCCAAACCCUAAUUACUACAAUCAACCGCGAAACCCUAACCAAUUUCACCAGCAGCAGCGUCAACAACCACCACAGUCCGGACAACAACAACAACAACAACACAAUCAGCAGCAGCAGCAGUGGUUGCGACGGAACCCUAAUCCUGUUGGUUCUUCUUCUGCUAAUGAAAUUGACAAGUCCGUACAGUUAGAUGCCGGUGUUGAUCCAAGCUCUCAAGACUGGAAGGCACAACUGAACAUACCUGCAGCAGAUACCCGUUACAGGACUGAGGAUGUCACUGCUACGAAAGGAAAUGAAUUCGAGGAUUACUUCCUAAAAAGGGAGCUACUUAUGGGGAUCUAUGAAAAAGGUUUUGAAAAACCGUCACCUAUACAAGAAGAAAGUAUCCCUAUUGCAUUGACCGGAAGUGAUAUUCUCGCAAGAGCCAAAAAUGGAACUGGAAAGACAGCAGCUUUUUGUAUCCCGGCUCUCGAAAAGAUCGAUACAGAUAAAAACAAAAUUCAAGUUGUUAUAUUGGUUCCAACGAGAGAAUUAGCUUUACAAACGUCACAAGUUUGCAAGGAACUUGGAAAACACUUACAAAUUGAAGUAAUGGUCACUACUGGAGGAACAAGUUUAAAAGACGAUAUAAUGCGCUUAUAUCAACCUGUCCAUUUACUUGUCGGUACCCCUGGAAGAAUUCUCGAUCUUUCCAAAAAGGGAAUAUGCAAAUUGUCUGAUUGUGGAAUGUUAGUCAUGGAUGAGGCUGAUAAACUGUUAUCUCCAGAGUUUCAACCGUCAGUGGAAGAGUUAAUCGGAUUUCUACCUAAACAGAGACAAAUUCUGCUGUUUUCAGCCACGUUUCCGGUUACAGUCAAAGAUUUUAAAGACAGAUACCUGAAAAAACCUUAUGUUGUUAAUUUAAUGGAUGAACUUACUCUUAAAGGUAUCACACAGUUUUACGCUUUUGUAGAAGAAAGGCAGAAGGUUCACUGCCUCAAUACGCUUUUCUCUAAGCUGCAAAUCAACCAAUCGAUUAUCUUUUGCAACUCGGUCAAUCGGGUCGAGCUAUUAGCGAAGAAAAUUACCGAGCUUGGUUACUCUUGCUUUUAUAUUCAUGCUAAAAUGUUGCAAGAUCACCGGAAUAGGGUUUUUCACGACUUUCGCAAUGGUGCUUGCAGGAAUCUUGUUUGUACUGAUCUAUUUACAAGGGGUAUAGAUAUUCAAGCGGUAAACGUUGUGAUCAAUUUUGAUUUUCCGAAGAAUGCCGAAACAUAUCUGCACAGGGUGGGUCGUUCUGGAAGGUUUGGACAUUUGGGGUUAGCUGUGAAUUUGAUAACAUAUGAAGACCGCUUUAAUUUAUAUAGGAUCGAGCAGGAGCUUGGAACGGAAAUAAAACAAAUUCCUCCGCAAAUCGAUCAAGCCAUUUAUUGUCGUUGACCCAUGAAUAUUGUUCGAUUUUGGGUCGGCUUUUUAUUAUUAUCGAGUCUAAGAGAUCCUUUCCAUAGUACGCUUCGUACAUGUAAACUUGUUUGCGUGUUUCAACCCCGAAAUCAUUAUGGAGAAAGAAGUAAGCUGCUAACAAGCAAUGGGCUGAGGAAUUAUGGGAUUGAAGAUAUGUAGUUUCUUUCCUGUUGCUCUGUUUCCCUGUUAAGUUAGAAUCUGUUAUAUACUAGAUUGGUAUUUAGUUGUAGUGACCAUCUUGUAGUUUCUUUUUGCAUGUUUCAGAAAACCAAAAAAAAAAAAAAAAAAAAAAAAAAACAGAAAAAAACAAAGAACGGUGGUUAAGUAGGAUAGGGAGAGAAAAAAAGAAAAAAAAUAUUUGAACUAUGUUUUUUAGAUUUGUUAUGUUGGUUUAUCAAUUUGAGUUUUUUA